ACCAUGAAUCCAUCUGCCGGUACCGCUGCGCGGACGUCCAAAACUCUGCCCGCACCUUCAAAGACCGAGAAGGUCGCUUUCAAGGUUCCAGCAACUGAUAUUGAAGCCGAGACAUGGUAUGCUCUGUACGGAGAGCUUUCUGAGAAUGUCACUCCUUUGAUUUGUCUACAUGGCGGGCCUGGCAUGGCUCACAACUAUAUCCUCCCCUGCGCUCAUCUAUCCUCAGCACCUUUCUCACGACCAGUCGUUCUUUACGACCAGAUUGGUUGUGGAAACUCAACACAUUUGCGCCAGAAGAAAGGAGACACUGGCUUCUGGACCUCCGACCUUUUCAUCGCCGAACUGGAAAAUCUGCUAUCCCAUCUGGGCAUCAAGAAAUUUGACCUCUUCGGACAGAGUUGGGGAGGUAUGCUUGGAGCAUUGUAUGCUACGAAACGACCGGCUGGCUUGUAUCGUCUGAUCAUCGCCAACUCUCCAGCAAGCUUGACUACUUGGGUCGAGGUCGCGGAUCAGCUACGAAAGGAGUUGCCCAAGGAAAUUCAGGAGACUUUGACGCGAUGUGAGGAACAAGGCUCGACGGACACGGAAGAGUACGAGACUGCAAUGAUGAGUUUCUACGAGAAACAUGUCUGCCGUGUCGUGCCUUUCCCAGACGAUCUCAUGCAAACCUUGGCUCAAGUCAAGGAUGAUGAUACCGUGUAUAUGACAAUGUGGGUCUGCUGNAACGGACCUUCCGAAUUCAACGUCAUCGGUUCGCUCAAGGGCUGGGACAUAACAUCCGAACUUCAUAAGAUUAACGUUCCAACAUUACUGAUCAAUGGCAACUACGACGAAGCUCAAGAUAUCACCAUGGAGCCAUUCUUCCGAGAGAUUCCUGGCAAAGUCAAAUGGGUUCGUUUCCCUGAGAGCAGUCACUGUCCUCACUUGGAAGAGACGGAUGCCUUUAUUGAGGUUGUUGGCAACUUCUUGACCUCCGAGUCAUAA
Molecule: messenger RNA, 984 nt
Organism: Aureobasidium vineae
Lineage: Eukaryota; Fungi; Ascomycota; Dothideomycetes; Dothideales; Saccotheciaceae
Source: the annotation of a GenBank genome assembly